AUGUAUGUUUUUUUCUCUUGUGUUUACAGAUUCUUCCUGAAGUUCUUCCUCAAGUGCAAUCAGAAUUGUUUGAAAAAUGCAGGGAACCCACGAGACAUGAGAAGGUUUCAGGUAAGACCACAUUUAUUGUUAAACCUGCCACUAUAGUUCCACACAGCAUAUGUCUUCUCAUUCUGCUCACAAUGCAGGUACAUCAAUUGAAAACAACAGUAUAUUGUUAAAGUUCUCUGUUUAUCCCACAGGUGGUGGUCUCCACUACGGUGAACGUGGAUGGCCAUGUCCUUGCUGUCUCGGACAACAUGUUUGUCCACAACAACUCCAAACAUGGCAGGAGAGCCCGACGCCUGGACCCCUCUGAAGGUACAACUACCUCACACUUACAGACAACAAUUUCUCUAAAACCUUAAUACAUCUUGGUGUCUUUGGCCACCCGUAUACCAGUGUCUAAAAACUUUGGCUUUGGUGAAAAUAAUGGUUCCCCAUUUUCUUUUGCCCCACUGAACAACCGACUUUUAAUUACAUCAUCCUCUUUAUUGGAUUAAAUGAAACCAUAUCCUUAUAUCUGGAAAAAGAUGAUGACAUCCUCAUUGAAGUGGGGACCUUUUAUUACCAAAGCCCUAAAAAAAACACCCCAGCAUCACUUUGUAAAAUCUACCUCACCGUGUCGUUUGCGGUUAUGACGUAACAUGGUGCCAUAUUGUAAGAAAGAAUAGUACUCUUGUUCUUACCAGCAAUAUUAAAACAUUGUCCCCUACCUGCCACACAGCUUAGGAGCUGGCUAGGCACAGUGAAACGGUUUAAACGUAUCACUUUGAACUAACUUCUCUAAGUUUCUGAGUUGAAAAACGACAAGAGCAUUGGGAUACACUGGAUAAACAGUACUUAGGCAUUCAUAGAAACACUGAGAGAGAGUCCCAUGGUUGGUCACCACUGACAGCACCAGAGCAGAGCAGUACAGUGCCAUUGUGUGACUGGAAUCAGAGUGCCAUUGUCUCCCUAUGCAGACUCGAGAAGGCUAUCACUGAAGUCAAGGCCCCACUGAGGGAAUCUCACCGUCUUUCAUCUCAGCUAGAUUGGGAUGUUUUGAGAGGCGAUAAAGCCAACAUCUGCUCCUGUCUUUGUUCCAUCCCCCCUAAGCCCCCCCCCCUUGAUAAAUGUACAAAGUUUCCAUAGUCUGUUUCACAACAUUUUGUUUUAUUUAUUUGAGUCCCCCGUUUGACUGUGUGUUUACUGCUGUGACAGAGGGAAAUUAAUAACGAUGACAGUAGACUACCUAGAAAAAGCCUCUUCUCUAACAACACCCUAAGAAAACUGUUAAACGGUGUGAGAGACUCUGUCAUACAGUAUCCCAUUGGACGAAGCCCAUUGCGUUCAUUUAUAAUCUACUGACUUCAAUUGCCAUUCAACCCUUAAGUCUGUUUCCCACGCCUCCUCUUUUGGGAUGAUCUUUACAUUUGAGAAGGCUAUACAGUUCCAAAACUCCAGGGCACAGUUAGCACGGCUACCUUUACACCAUGGACCAGUAGGCCUAUGAUAUUACACUCAUCCUAAUAUCAAUUGGAUUGGUAUCUGUCUCUGACAGACAUACGAUCUGCUUGCAGACUGUGUGGCAAAUGUAUCCCACCUCCACCGCAAGCCACAGUAAUUAUUUGAUCACUUGCCUCUUUCCAUUUUUGCAGUGCUGUGGCUGUUUGGCCAGAUAUCCUGUAGACAGGACCAUUUAGUCAGCCUGUCUGUCUCCAUUCUGUUGUGCCUAGUCUGGUCAAGCAGGAGACACUGUAAUGUUUCUAUUGAGUUUAUUGAUCCUCCGACAUCUAAAAAAAUCAUAACUGUGCAUUUUUCUAUGACUGAACUAAUUGACAUCAUAGACGACAGGACUGUAUGCAAUUAGAAAUCUGUUUGGGGAAAAAACACACCAAUUGUAUGUAAUUUGUUAAUGCUGCCCUUGCAUUAUAUCAGUCAUAUUGCAAACCUGAGCAUAUAACCCUCAUAAACAAAUGACACAUUUUUUCCCCAAAAGUGUAACCACCCAGAUUGUCAAGUUGGGGGAUUUAACGGUCCUGAUAAGUAUAAGUCAUACCCGUUCCGCUGUCUGUGUUUCCGAAGCAGCUACGCCCUGCAUCAAAGCCAUCAGCCCGAGUGAGGGGUGGACGACCGGAGGAGCCACUGUCAUCAUCAUCGGAGACAACUUCUUUGACGGACUGCAGGUGGUCUUCGGCACUAUGCUGGUCUGGAGUGAGGUGGGUCCAGAUACAGGCACGCACACACACGCACACACACAUACACAUGAAGACUAGGUGAAGAAACUCAGAGUAAGGCGUAGUGCAUAAGGCUGGGCUCCCUCUGUUAGUCAGGCAGAUGCCUCCACUCCACAGAGUCUCUAUCUGGAACACAUACACACAUAGAAUUAACUGUCAAUCUCACUGCUUUGAUCAGUGUGUAUUCGGUUGGGUUUACCAUGCUUCAUCGUUUGUCCAUAUGUACUGACUGAACUGGAAGUUGCUCCAGAUAUUAUUGUCUGCUAAAUUACUUUUAUAAUUAUUAAAUGUGAAUUUGCUAGACAGAGUUGUGGAUGAUGCUGUAAAUGAACCUUUGAGAUCGAACUAAGACUAAGUACGUUUAUUGUAUAGUAAGAAAUGACAAGGAACGUAAAUAGACCAUACCUCCCACAGUGCACUACUCUUAGCGUUAAACGAGUGUGUGUGUUGAUGUGUUCCAGCUAAUCACGCCCCACGCCAUCCGGGUCCAGACGCCCCCUCGCCACAUCCCAGGGGUUGUGGAGGUCACGCUCUCCUACAAAUCCAAGCAGUUCUGCAAAGGGGCGCCAGGACGCUUUGUCUACACAGGUAAGAUCACUGUUCCUUCCUUAUAUCUGUUUUACCCUCUCUCUAUAUCUCUCUGCUUCCUCCUCUCCUCCCCUUUAAAGCACUUUGGUAUCACUUCAUCUGAAGGUCUGUUUUAUUAACAUUAGUACAUAGUUUAACCAUUUAUAUUGAGUUUUUAAAAUGGGAAUAGGGACUGUCACCACAUCUUCCUAUAGGGUUUAUUGUUCUCCAUACUACAUAUAGUGGUUGCUACAUUCCCCGUUCUCCUCUGUCCUUUCAAGGUGGUAAACAUUUUCCCUUGUGCAAGGGCAUUGAGUCCUACCCUUCUUUUUGCUGGAGCCUUUCCCCAGGUUAUCCUUCAAGCCUUUGUCUGAUGUCCAGACUUUUAUGCCGGGGCGUGACUGCCACCAGAAUGGAGUAUCGCUCCCUUAAAUCAGUGCUUUACUAUUCCCGAUUAUUCCAUCGGAAUAUCCAGAUGCCAUUCAAAGUAGCAGAAAGGUCAGAUGGAUGUCUGUUUAGUGUGAUAAGUAAAUGUCACUGCAUUGCCGAUGAAAGAGGGGACUGUGUUAAGGCUUUCUGUUAAGCAUAGGUUUAUCGCUGCAGCCUUCUCCCCUCUUUGUUCAAAGCACCGCUUAGUUCCCAUGCAAGUGUGAGCGGAGCAAAUAGACUUCACAAUGGGCCAUCCAACCCAUCUUACGAUUCCUUUUGCAAUGCUAAUAUCUGAUUCCAUUUGAUGAUAUGACUGACAACUGUUCAGUGUAUUGCUUUUAUGGACGUGUGCGGUGAAUAGAGUCCUCUUGUUAUCUCGUUCUGUACGUCUAUUAGGCCGUGGGAGGGGUUCUCUACAGCAAAAACGUGUUGUGAAUCCCUGGAAGGAGUUGUAUUACUUCAUGUGGUCUUCAAAACAGUGCUAGCGAUAUCAUUACCGAAGUACUCAAAUGUGGUGAGCAUUCGUAUUUGAAGUUAAUCAAAAUGAAAACCAAAACUAUUUGACUUGAUUGAUAGCAAAUCAACAAAGUUGUAUUUCCCUAAUGGUAGCGCCAUUCCUAACACAGACAGGUGCCUGCAUCAUAAUAUUGUAAAACCAAAACAAUUCUCAUUAGUCUCUAGUUCUUCCCUCCAGAUUGAGACCCAUAUUGUGCACACAUCAACAGUUAAUCUGAUUUACACAUACAUAUUUCAAGAUUGUCUGUGUGCAUUUCUAAUGCGUAUUUAUUGUGCCAGGAGUGUCUUCAUCAUGAAUGCAAAAUGAAGCAAGCUUUUAAAUACUAAAUAGGCAAGCUUGUGUAUAAUUGAACAGGAAAGAGAAUGCAUCCAGGCUCAAUGAUGUCAUUUCCUCUGGGGAACUUCCAGAUGCCCAAGUGAGCUCGUCUUUCAGUGCGUCCCCUCCCAAAAACAUAGCCCUCUUUGUAUCAAACAGCGUUGAAUAGCAUAGCAAAUCAGUCGAGUUGUAGAGAUGACAUAUCAAAGGUUUCAACAAAUGUAACACAUUAUUUUGUUUGAUAUCAUGCCAAAAAAGAGAGAGUGUUCCACACUUUGUGUUAUGACAGAAAUACAUGUGGGUCUAAAUGUUUUAUUCCUUUAAACUCAGCUGAGAGAGAAAAAAGAGACCUAGAUAAGUCCCACUUUUUCUUCUGUCUCUGUAGUAGAGGAUGGUGUCUCCAGGCUUUGAUCCUAGGCAUUAGGUGUAAAACUGUUGCCAUGGGCUAGAAUGGCAAUACAAUGAAACUGAGUGAAUAGAGCUCAUAGGGGUACUCCACUGUUAACUGUCACUUUCUAUGUGACUGCAGCUUAUCUACAAUACAGAGACAUACAGGACUAUGUUGACUCUGUCACUGCCUUAAUAUGUCUGGGUCCACAUUCACUUAUGAGACAGAGAGAAAUUGGUCUCCUUGAUAUUGGAACUAAAGAGUUGGGUCUGGUGUCUAGACAGAUAUUAUAGGUGCUGGUUUCUCCUAUAACCAAACACACAGACAGACCAGUGGCUUCUUGGAUUGUUUGCCCUCCAGUCAGAAUCAUUAAUUUGAGCCUUCUUUUGUGCAGUACUUGAAAUCCAUAUCUCACACACAUGAUAUCCAAAUACAAGUGUGAUGGUUUCUCUCUCACACAUUUAUUUCUCCUUUAUUAUUUAUGCAUCUUCCUCUUAAAGCCAACUGCACAUCUCCAUCUUCCCUUCUCUCUCCUCCUUCUCUUUCCCAUCAGCCUUCUCCCCCUCUCUCUCCAUCCCCUCCUUUACCCUUUCUUUCCCUAGCCUCCCUCGCCCUCUCUGCCCCCUCUCUCCUCUCCUCCCUCUCUCCCCCGGACUUCCAGUCUCUCUCAGGGGUUGUAUAUCCCCAGGUGCAGCUCGAGGAUGGGAGGGUGAAAUUAAUGAGGGGAGCCUGGAGGUAUUGA
Coregonus sp. 'balchen' is the source of this 5216-nucleotide messenger RNA. The record is from the annotation of a GenBank genome assembly. Lineage: Eukaryota; Metazoa; Chordata; Actinopteri; Salmoniformes; Salmonidae.